CUUAAGCAAUUUGUGCUGGAUCCGCUUUGUCUUUCGGGGAGAAAGGUGAUGGGGGUGCUCCCAACAGCAAUGCAGCAGCGUCAUCGGCAUUUCUGCGCCGAUCGCAAUCGCCUGAGGCUGAACAAGCGGAUGAGAACCCUCAAGAUGACCUUGUCAACUGGACUUUGAUGCUCCAAGAAGUUAAAUCAGUGGUAACUCAACAACCUCUGCAUUCGCUGAGUUUGGCGUCAUGCAAUCUUGAAGCGAGCUGUCUGCGUCCACUCGCAUCAUACAUCGAGGGGAACGGAACUUUGAGAGAGCUUCACUUACAGGGAAAUUCCCUCCUGACAGAUCCUCCUCUCGCAGGCUUGUUCGCGAGGAGUGUGCGACACUCCGUCCUUGGCAUUCUGAAUCUGAGCACAAACAGAAUGGAUGACAGGAACGAAGCUUUCGACGUCUUCCUUCUGAACCUCAAUUCAGUGACUCUGCAGACAUUGUCACUUUCGCAACUAAUCAAGGACGGUUACGUGGAGGAGCAGUAUGCGACCGCCGACGGUACGAUUCAAACGAAGCGAAGAUCUUUGGGGAUCAAGGCUGCUCGCACGCUUGCCUUGUUCAUCAGACGGAGCCUCCAAACUCAAGUAUGUGCCUCGUCAUCUGCCAGAGAAGCGUCGAAGGCGCGAUCGUUCCCACCAUACGCUGGCUGUCCAAACUUGACACUGCUCAAGUUGAAUGCCAACUCUUUUGGCCAAGGCGGCGUGAGCCUGAUCACCGCCGCUCACUGCGGUGACUCGAGCUGGCACGAAAUCACUCCACGGCUGAACCAGCGGCUUGAUAGGCCAGGCGCGCACUUCGCCUCUUCAUUGGAGCCUCGUGCAGAUUGGAUGCUCUAUGGGAGUAGACACUUUCUCCUCGUCAACCUCUACGCCUGCGAGUCAAUGACAGAGGAUCACGUGGUUUUCGAAGACAUCCUUGCCGUGGUGCGCCAUGGCCAUAUGGCACUCGAGAACGGUCAAGAAAGGUCUGAUUGGUCCGCUGCAAAUGCUAUCCUCACCGAACACCCCUGUCGUGGAGUGCAGGACACCGGAUCCGUCCGUUUCGAGGCUCAGGCGCUGGAGCGGGUCUUAGAAGCACUGGCAUGCUACAAUGAGACUAAGGGUCACCCACUGAACAAUCUUCUGAAGCCGCUGCACCCAUCUAUCACACGAUGCACGCAGAUUGCUGCCUUUUCGGUCUUGGGUGUUGCGCGUGUCCUCGGUUGCAACGUAUCGUCUGCUGCAACGGCCGAUGGAUCACCGCCUUGGUGGCUUCAUCUGCCACCGGAACUUAAAAUUGCAAUAUUGAGGCAAGUAGCUUCUCAGAGCAGAAUCGAAUAUGACCAUGAAUACCCUCGCUUCUUCUCAGAACGACAGCUGUUGGCUGUGCUCAGCUUUGCCAGCGAUGCGCGAACGAUCGGCUACGGACGAACGAACGAAGCUCUCAUUGCAACACUACGCGUCAAAGAAGAGGAGGGCCUAGUGAAGGAAGGAAGGUUGCAGCCUGGGAUUCUUGGCACUCCAAUCUGGAGCUUUGUGGAAGCAGCUCGUCGUUCGCCGCCACGAAAUUGGCCGGCCGAGCUGGCGCACAUGCAGCGCGACUUAUCGAGUGACACUUGGUCGACAUCGAGAAGCCGGCACGCCGAAGCAGCAGCCUUUUUGGAUAUCACUGAGACUUUGAUGUGUAGAGAAUAAGCCGUAUAAGCAUGGACGAUAGUAAGGAACGGCGGCACGCUGAAGCACUUGUGCAUGGCAUAGUGACCUUACUCUGCAGAGAGCAGGUCACUCAACGCACGCAUGCCACCUGGUAGAUUCCUAGAUAGACCGUAUAUCGCCUGCAAUGUAUUUCGAACAAUUCAUCCCAGUUAGCGGUGCAAUUACUCAAUAUAAUCUCGUUGAAAGGCAAAUGUCCCCGAACGGAGCAGGCUGACGGCCGCAAAACGACUAGGGUCACAGGCUCGUGUUUUCGACCGGGCUACGUAGUUGGUCCUAUAGGUCCAGAGGGGCUGCUCUGACCUUUCUCCAGCUGUGAACGGGAUG
Molecule: messenger RNA, 2054 nt
Organism: Tilletiaria anomala UBC 951
Lineage: Eukaryota; Fungi; Basidiomycota; Exobasidiomycetes; Georgefischeriales; Tilletiariaceae
Exons: 3
Coding region: 168-1709 (513 amino acids)
Source: RefSeq, a predicted model, not a curated record